UAUCUAUUAUAAAAAUUUCAUCCCGUUUUAAUGGUAACAACAACAGAGGGGGAUCAGGUGGGAUUAGUUCGACGGGCCUGGGAUCGGAGUGACACAGAUAGCUUCGGCGAUAUAGGAACGCCUGUAAUCCCCCAAUAAUUCCCCCUAACUUCUCUCACCUUACAUCGAGAUUGAACUGAUGCGAAAUAAGGUGUGCUGAAUUCAAAACCUUCACAUCAUGGCCAAACUGACUUUGCUGACGAAAUUUUCACUGCUUUUGCAUUCUGUAAUCGGUGCCACUCUAAGAUACAAUCUUCAUGGACUGAGUUCCCCGCACGUAUCACUCCUGUCAUCCACUAGACCUUUUCCUUUGAAUGAGCAUUUGGACGGAGCGAUGCCAUCAUUAGGAAACGGCAACAAAUUUAUGUUGACAUUUUACCAGAAUUUGUUGGAUGGACAUUCUCUGUCCAAAGCUGCCCAAACAAACAGCAACAUCAAAGAGAAAGUCAACACGAUUCGAAGUGUAACUCCACAAGGUUAGUAUGAUGUCUUCAAUAUCCGGGCACUUCCACCAGAGGAUGAUGUCCACCACGUGGAGCUCCGGUUCAAUUCUCACACAGUUCGCAGGAGAUGGCUGAAAAUAGUAAUAAAGCGUAUGAAUAAAACCAUUCGAACAUUUCAAUGCAGUACAUCGAAUAGUUACGAUGUCACCGCGUUCGUUCGACCUUGGAUAUCAAAAAACGACAAAGACUUGCAUGUAGAGGUGAAACAAAAUAAAGUCCCCGGAGAUGAUAGUAUAUUAUUAAUAUUUUCAAAUGACAGAACACAAUUGAACAAACUAUCAACAAUAAGUAAUAUUUCUGAGGAGGUUACUAGUGAACAUCAUUCACGAAACAAAAGAGCUGCUCGCCGACGUAGAAGAGACUGUCACUUGUCCAACAUGCGUAUAAGUUUUUCAAACCUCGGUUGGGGACAAUAUAUCAUUUUUCCAAAGACUUACAACGCAAGGGUGUGUAAAGGAAUUUGUUCAACCAGUGUCACGCAACAAAGAGCGGUAACAAACCAUGCAAUGAUGCAAAGUCUAAUGCGCCAAUCAGUAAACGGUAACUUCCCCUUGCCUUGUUGUGUACCGAAGACUUUAAGUCCAUUAAGCAUUCUGUAUUUUGAAGAUGAUCAGAUACUCGUAAAACACCAUAAGAACAUGGUGGCUGAGGAAUGUGGAUGCGAGUGAAAUGAUAGAGCAGUAGAGCAUACUGUUACCCAUUUGUUGGUGCAUGGAAACUCUACAACGAGGCAG
Molecule: messenger RNA, 1276 nt
Organism: Saccostrea echinata
Lineage: Eukaryota; Metazoa; Mollusca; Bivalvia; Ostreida; Ostreidae
Product: nodal homolog
Exons: 2
Biological process (GO): SMAD protein signal transduction; BMP signaling pathway
Cellular component (GO): extracellular region
Molecular function (GO): growth factor activity; type I activin receptor binding; cytokine activity
Source: RefSeq, a predicted model, not a curated record